AUGGAGGCUCCCCCAGGCCCUGAGCCCAAGCCUGGGGACCUGAUUGAGAUUUCCCGCCUCGGCUACUCCCACUGGGCGCUCUAUGUGGGCGAUGGUUAUGUGAUCCACCUGGCUCCCCCAGGGGAGAACUCUGAGUCUGGCGCCCACACCGGUUUAGGGAUGGUGAAAAGGGAGCUCCUCGUGGACGUGGUGGGACAAUGCUUCUAUAAAGUCAACAACCACUUGGACCACCUGUACAAACCUCGGCCCAUAAAGGACAUGCUCAGUUCUGGGAUUGAGAUGGUUGGUAUGGAGAUGGAGUACAGUGUUCUGAGCAGGAACUAUGAGCACUUGGUCACUGAACUGAAAUAUGGCAAGGCCCACAGCCGGCAGUUUCGUGAAGAGCCCAAGCCUGGGGACCUGAUUGAGAUUUCCCGCAUCGGCUCCUCCCACUGGGCGCUCUAUGAGGGCGAUGGUUAUGUGAUCCACCUGGCUCCCCCAGAGGAGAAGUCUGAGCCUGGUGCCCCCACAGGCUUAGGGGUGGUGAAAAGGGAGCUCCUCGUGGACGUGGUGGAAAACUGCUCCUAUAAGGUCAACAACUACUUGGACCACGUGUACACACCAUGGCCCAUGAAGAAGAUCAUCGCAUUUGGAAACUGGUUGGUUGGUAGGAAGAUGGAAUACCCUGUUCUGAGCAGGAACUGUGAGCACUUUGUCACCGAUCUGAGAUAUGGCAACUUCCCCAGCCAGCAGCGUGAGGAAGAGCCCAGGCCCGGAGACAUGAUUGAGAUCUCUCACCAGUUCUACUGUACCUGGGCACUCUAUGUGGGCGAGGAUGAUGUGAUCCAUCUGGCUCCUCCAGGUAAGGCCUGUUGA
This is a messenger RNA of Pipistrellus nathusii (Nathusius's pipistrelle), 855 nucleotides long. The record is from the annotation of a GenBank genome assembly. Lineage: Eukaryota; Metazoa; Chordata; Mammalia; Chiroptera; Vespertilionidae.